AUGACGACAAUGGAUCUUCGCGUCGGCAACAAGUACCGCAUCGGACGAAAGAUUGGCAGCGGUAGUUUUGGUGAUAUCUACCUCGGCACCAACAUCAUCUCAGGUGAGGAGAUCGCCAUCAAGCUCGAGAGCGUCAAGGCCAAGCACCCGCAGCUUGAGUAUGAGGCUCGCGUCUACAAGUCCCUCGCCGGUGGGGUCGGUAUUCCAUUCGUACGCUGGUUCGGAACUGAAUGUGACUACAAUGCCAUGGUUUUGGACCUCCUCGGCCCUAGUCUGGAGGAUCUCUUCAACUUCUGCAACCGUAAAUUCUCCCUCAAGACUGUGCUCCUCCUUGCUGAUCAGCUCAUCUCCCGCAUUGAGUACAUCCAUGCCAAGUCCUUCAUCCACCGUGAUAUUAAGCCGGACAACUUCCUCAUGGGCAUCGGUAAGCGUGGAAACCAGGUCAACGUGAUUGAUUUUGGUCUGGCCAAGAAGUACCGAGACCCGAAGACUCACUUCCACAUCCCGUACCGUGAGAACAAGAACCUGACUGGUACUGCCCGUUAUGCUAGUAUCAACACUCACUUGGGAGUUGAACAAUCUCGCCGUGAUGAUAUGGAGUCUCUUGGAUAUGUCAUGCUCUAUUUCUGCCGUGGAUCCCUCCCCUGGCAAGGCCUCAAGGCUGCGACGAAGAAGCAAAAGUACGACCGCAUCAUGGAGAAGAAGAUGACCACUCCUACCGAGGUCCUUUGUCGUGGCUUCCCCAACGAGUUUGCCAUCUACCUUAAUUACACGCGCUCCCUCCGCUUCGAUGACAAGCCCGACUAUUCUUACCUCCGCAAGAUCUUCCGCGAUCUCUUCGUUCGUGAGGGCUUCCAGUAUGACUACGUCUUCGACUGGACGGUCUACAAGUACCAAAAGAACGCCCAGGCCAUUGCUCAGGCUGCCGGAAAUCAAGGCGCGGGAGAGGAAGACGACAAGACUGGUCGUGGCCGUCACGUCACCACCACCAACGCUGCCAAUGCUGGUACUACGGCCGCUACCACAAAGCGUGGUCCUGUCAAUGCACGUCAAGAGGGCACCGGAAUGUGA
This is a messenger RNA of Lindgomyces ingoldianus, 1071 nucleotides long. Its product is annotated as putative casein kinase I. Gene Ontology annotation, biological process: endocytosis; signal transduction; peptidyl-serine phosphorylation. The record is from RefSeq and is a predicted model, not a curated record. The transcript has 4 exons. Gene Ontology annotation, molecular function: ATP binding; protein serine/threonine kinase activity. Gene Ontology annotation, cellular component: cytoplasm; nucleus. Lineage: Eukaryota; Fungi; Ascomycota; Dothideomycetes; Pleosporales; Lindgomycetaceae. The coding region runs from base 1 to 1071 and encodes 356 amino acids.